CUUUCUCCCAAGGAAGACCAAGCAUAGCGCCAAUAAUCGCGCCUACACUUGAUACCCUCACUAACACUUACUCUGACGGACUGACGGUGUCUGAAAUCUCUACAUUCUACGUGCAAGCUAUCUCACGUCAACAUGGCGGACAUCGAUGCUGAGCUGGCAGGCAUCGGCAAGGAGCUCGACAAGGACGCAGAGAUUGAUCGCAUCCGCAGCGUCUUCAGCCUCGAUGCCUACGCUGUCCUAGACCUCCAACCCGGUGUCCCCGAAUCCGACAUCAAAAAAGUCUAUCGCGCAAAGUCCCUCCUCAUCCAUCCGGACAAGACCAAGAACGAGCUCGCCCCCGACGCCUUCGAUCGCCUCAAGAAAGCCCAGACGGUGCUGCUCGACGAGAAGCUGCGCGCGGAGCUCGACGAAAACAUUGCCGAUGCGCGCAUGCUACUCAUGCGCGAGAAGAAGCUCACAGCCGACGACGAGGAAACACGUAGUGAAGAGUUUGCCAAGGAGUGGCGGCAGAAAACUAUCUGGGUUAUACGAGAGAAUGAACUAAGGAAGCAGAGGCAGAUGAAGGCAGCGAUGCGCGAGGAGGGCAGGGCACAGCGCAAAGAGGAGGAAGAAGCCAAGGAGCGCAAGCGCAAGAGAGAGCAAGACGAGGCGUGGGAGAAGACACGGGACACAAGAAUCAAUAGCUGGCGCGACUUUCAGCAGGGCAAGAAACCAGAUGCUUCUGCCGAUGGUGGUGUAAAGAAGAAGAAAAAGAAGGUCAAGGCCUUAGGUUAAGCUUAUCGCCUCCUUACCAUAGAUCUGGGAUUUCUUCACCAUACCUUACCAUUUGCCGGAAGAAAGCCAGAAAACACACAUGGCCACUAUCUCAAAAAAAAGUAUCCGCCGUGUAUUCUGCGCUCCCUCCAAGCACCCAAGCUAGUCAUGUCUCUUCUCGAUACCCAACAUACUUAGUUUACUUCCCCCCCCUUUACUUACGUCCCUGCAUACAAUACAUACAUAACUAGUAAUACCAAGUAGCCACACACUCAAUAUGUAUCUCCGAACC
Molecule: messenger RNA, 1045 nt
Organism: Bipolaris sorokiniana ND90Pr
Lineage: Eukaryota; Fungi; Ascomycota; Dothideomycetes; Pleosporales; Pleosporaceae
Exons: 1
Coding region: 133-774 (213 amino acids)
Source: RefSeq, a predicted model, not a curated record